UAACCGAUCCAUGUGAUGUUCUUUGAGAGGUCCAGGAGCCGCACCCGAGGGAUCCAUCAAUGGGCAAACUUUCUUGUCAGAGCUCCUGGAAAGGACAGAGGCAGUGAAAAUCUAAUCAAGAGUGAUCUUAGGCCAGCUCUGUGGCCUAAGGAGAAGACGGCAAGUACAGGUACCCCCAUCAGCGGCAGAAUGAUCACAGGGGACCAGAACCCAGAGGAGCAGAACCCAGAGGAGCAGUUUUUCUAUGAGUUCAUAUUCAGGCUUUUCAAAGAAAAUAAGGUGGAGAUUGCAAGUGCAAUAACAAAGCCGUUUCCUUUCCUCAUGGGCCUCCGAGAUCGGGGCUUCAUCCCUGAGCAGAUGUAUGAGCAUUUUCAAGAAGCUUGUGCAAAUCUGGUCCCAGUGGAGAGAGUGGUGUAUGAUGCUCUCAGUGAACUGGAGAAGAAAUUUGACAAGACAAUUCUGGAUGCCCUGUUCAGCAGAGUUAACCUGAAGGCCUAUCCUGAUUUACUCCAUGUUUGCAGAAACUUCCAAAAUGUGAUUCGUGAAAACUUCCAUUACCAAACUGUUGGUGAAGGAGAGACAAAGGAGACACUCAACUUACAAUUAAACCAUGAACAAGUGUCCUUGGAACAGUCACCUCUCCAAAUGAACAAUGUAAUAAGGUUAGAAGAUGUACCCAGCUUACUGCCAUAUAACAAACAAGGGAACAACAAUGCCUGUUGGGAGGCCUGUGAUGGAGAAGAGCCCCAGGGAGCCUGGAACUUCCCACCAAGAUGUGAGCUGGUUUCCUGUGAGCCCAAAGCUCUUCAAGGGACAAACGAAGGCAAUUCUGAAGAGAUUCCCAAACUGCAAGCAGUGACCUGUUAUCCCAAAACUCCCCAAAUGACUCACGAAGGAGAACCCAAGGAAGUGCUCUGCCUACUACCAGUAGAGGGAGAAGUGUCCUGUGAUCCUGAAGCUUCCCAAAUGACCAACAAAGAAGAACCAGAGGAGCUGCCUAGUCAACCACUAUGUGAUGGAAAAGAAGGAAGCAGUACCUGUUCAGAAGUGUGUGAUGAAGAAGAACCCCAGGAAUCCUUGAGCUCACUACCAAAAAGUGGAGCAGUAUCUGGCAAACUAGAAGCUCUUCAGAUGAAUACAGAAGGAGAUUCUGAGGAGCUAACUUCUGGCCCACCAUCUUAUAAUGGACAAGGAGCAGAGCCACCAACAUUUGGAAAUGAGAAGUGUUCCUGUGUUAUAUGUUUCUCAAAAGAUGUGCCAGGAGGUCCAGAAGGAAGUACUGAAAGUAAAGAAGCUAGUGACAUGAUGGAUACUGUGGAUCUUGGAAACAACUCUACUUUGGGAAAACCCAAGAGGAAAAGAAAAAAAAAGAAAGGGCAUUCCUGGUCAAGAGUAAAAAUGAAACAUCAGAGAAAAAUACCUCAAAAAGACAACAGCAACGCUGCUGGCCAACUGGCCUCGAGUGGAAAGAAGGUGAAAAGGCAUCUGCAGGACUCUGCCAAAAUCAGGAGGAGAAGGAGAGGCAGAGGGAGACUCCACUUAACUCAUAGUGACAGAGCCCCACAGAAAAAAGUUAAGUCAAGAGGGCGAAGAAAACGCAGAUAUCAAAAAGUGGAUUUUCACUCUCAGAUACUUCCUGUGACCUGUGGUAAGGUGAAGGGGAUGUUACAUAAGAAGAAAUUGAAAGAAGGAGUUUGGGUGAAGUGUAUACAGAGUGAGGAUGGAGACUGGUUCACCCCCAGGGAAUUUGAAAUCAGAGGAGGCCACGAAAGAUCCAAGAACUGGAAGAUAAGUGUUCGCUGCGGUGGGAUGCCCCUACGUUGGCUGAUCGAGAAAAGAUUUCUCCAUAACCCUCCAAGGAAAUAUGGCAGGAUGAGAAAGAAAAGAGUACCGAAGCCUCAUGACAAUACUUUAGAUGACCUUUGUCUGGGAAACUCAGAUGUGUGUGAGACGUGCAGGGAUGGAGGAAAGCUGUUUUGCUGUGAUACUUGUUCGAGAUCUUUUCAUGAGGACUGUCACAUCCCACCUGUGGAAACUGAGAGGGACCUGUGGAGUUGCACCUUCUGCAGGGCAAAGGAGUUUUCAGGAAGCCAGCGAUGUCUCGCGGAAUCUGAGGUCCUGGCAAGGCAGAUGCAGCCCGAGGAGCAGUUGAAAUGUGAGUUCCUCCUCUUGAAGGUCUAUUGUCAUUCAGAGAGCACCUUUUUUGCGAAGAUUCCAUACUACUAUUAUAUUAAAGAGGCUUCUAAAAACCUAAAGGAACCCAUGUGGUUGGACAAGAUCAAGAAGAAGCUGAACGAGCAGGGUUACUCCCAUGUGGAGGGGUUCGUGCAGGACAUGCGCCUCAUCUUUCAGAACCACAGGGCAUCUUACAAGUUCAAUGACUUUGGCCUAAUGGGACUUAGACUGGAGGCCGAAUUUGAGAAGAAUUUCAAGGAAGUGUUCACUAUUCGGGAGACAAACGAGGACAGCUCACUGGAAUAGUGGAUGUUGUUAGUGUCCUGGAAAACCCCUUCUGGAGCAGACUUCUCAUCCCCCAGCCGCAUGGAAGGCUGGCUGCUCGCGCCGCCCCUCCCCAGAGCAUUGCCUUCAGCCAGAUGGAGCGAGCUUCACCUGGAGGGUUACACUU
Messenger RNA from Orcinus orca (killer whale), 2626 nucleotides. RefSeq names its product nuclear body protein SP140. The transcript has 26 exons. Gene Ontology annotation, biological process: regulation of transcription by RNA polymerase II. Gene Ontology annotation, molecular function: protein binding; DNA-binding transcription factor activity, RNA polymerase II-specific; DNA binding. The record is from RefSeq and is a predicted model, not a curated record. Gene Ontology annotation, cellular component: nucleus. Bases 16 to 2481 code for a protein of 821 amino acids. Lineage: Eukaryota; Metazoa; Chordata; Mammalia; Artiodactyla; Delphinidae.